Messenger RNA from Grus americana (Whooping crane), 3800 nucleotides. It is a transcript of the gene NACC1, whose product is annotated as nucleus accumbens associated 1. NCBI's taxonomy places the organism in Eukaryota, Metazoa, Chordata, Aves, Gruiformes, Gruidae. Gene Ontology annotation, molecular function: RNA polymerase II cis-regulatory region sequence-specific DNA binding; protein binding; DNA-binding transcription factor activity, RNA polymerase II-specific. The coding region runs from base 227 to 1756 and encodes 509 amino acids. The record is from RefSeq and is a predicted model, not a curated record. The transcript has 6 exons. Gene Ontology annotation, biological process: regulation of transcription by RNA polymerase II.
GGAGGCACUCGGCGUUCGGCUGGCCGUGCCUGCGGCGCGGCGGGUACGCGUGCGCGGGUGGUGCGCCGGGCGGUGCGGCGCUCGGCACUCGGCUGAUCGCGCCUGCCGCACAAUGAAUGGCCGCUGAGCGCGGCGGGGACGGGGACGGGCACCGGCAGCGGCACCGGGAGCGGCCGGAGCCGCAGCGCAGCCCCCCCCCGGCCUCCGGCCCCCGUCGGCUCCCGCGAUGGCUCAGACGCUGCAGAUGGAGAUCCCCAACUUCGGGAACAGCAUCCUGGAGUGCCUGAACGAGCAACGGCUGCAGGGGCUGUACUGCGACGUCUCGGUGGUGGUGAAGGGCCACGCGUUCAAGGCGCACCGGGCCGUGCUGGCCGCCAGCAGCUCCUACUUCCGGGACCUUUUCAACAGCAGCAAGAGCGCGGUGGUGGAGCUGCCGGCCGCCGUCCAGCCCCAGUCCUUCCAGCAGAUCCUCAGCUUCUGCUACACGGGGCGGCUCAGCAUGAACGUGGGUGACCAGUUCCUGCUGAUGUACACCGCCGGCUUCUUGCAGAUCCAGGAAAUCAUGGAGAAGGGGACUGAGUUUUUCCUCAAGGUCAGCUCGCCCAGCUGCGACUCGCAGGGGCUUCACGGUGAGGAGGCGCCUUCCUCCGAGCCCCAGAGCCCCGUGGCCCAGACCUCGGGGUGGCCCUCGGGCGCCGCCGCCCUGCCCCUGGUCUCGCGGGUGAAGACGGAGCAGGGCGAGCCCGACGGGGUGCAGUGCACCUUCGUGGUCAAGCGCCUCUGGGACGGCGGACCCAAGGACGGCGCCGCCGGCGGUAACGGCAGCCGCAAGAUGGCCAAGUUCUCGGCGCCCGAGACGGGCCGUCAACCGCAACCGCCGGCUCCGGCAGCAGCGGCGGGGCCGGCCACGGCGACGGCGACGGCACCGGGUCCCAGCGCGGCCGACCAGACCAGUCCCGGCGGCACGUCCAGCGCCUACACGAGCGACAGCCCCGGCUCCUUCCACAACGAGGAGGACGAGGAGGAGGACGGGGGCGAGGAAGGCUCGGACGAGCAGUACCGCCAGAUCUGCAACAUGUACACCAUGUACAGCAUGAUGAAUGUAGGGCAGGCAGCUGCGGAGAAGGUGGAGGCGCUGCCGGACCAGGCCACCUCGGAGUCGCGCAACCGGGUGCGGGUGCGGCAGGACCUGGCCUCGCUGCCGGCCGAGCUCAUCAACCAGAUCGGGAACCGCUGCCACCCCAAGCUCUACGACGAGGGGGACCCCGCCGAGAAGCUGGAGCUCGUCACGGGCACCAACGUCUACAUCACACGGGCGCAGCUGAUGAACUGCCACGUCAGCGCGGGGACGCGGCACAAAGUCCUCCUGCGGCGGCUCCUGGCGUCCUUCUUCGACCGCAACACCCUGGCCAACAGCUGCGGCACGGGUAUCCGCUCGUCCACCAACGACCCCAGCCGGAAGCCGCUGGACAGCCGGGUCCUGCACGCCGUCAAGUUUUACUGCCAGAACUUCGCGCCCAACUUCAAGGAGAGCGAGAUGAACGCCAUCGCCGCCGACAUGUGCACCAACGCCCGGCGCGUCGUGCGCAAGAGCUGGAUCCCGAAGCUGAAGCUGCUGAUGGCCGAGGGCGACUCCUACACCUCCUUCAUCAACGACACCGGCAAGCUGGAGCCCGACAUCAUGGGCCCCGAGCCGGCCUUCGAGGCCGGCGGCCACGAGGGCGAGGCGGGUGCCCCUGGGGAGGGCCUGCAGUGACCCCCGCCCCCCUGGGGACCCCCGCCGCGUAGGGACGCCCUCCAGUAGGGACCCCCGCCGGUGGAGGGGCACCCGCGCCAGGUAGGGCCCUGUGAUGGUGGAGGGACCCCCCCGGCGGGCACCCCCUCGGGGCAGGGACCCACCCGGGGAGGGCCCCGUGCCACUGUGGGGCCCCCGGCUGUGGGCUCCGGUCCCCUCCCCAUGGGGUUUGGGACUUGGGGGGGGGGGGGGCAGCAGUGGCUCAGCUCAACUCACCCGUGCCCCCCCCCCAGCGGUUUUGGGGGGCUGGGGGGGGGGACCGGGGCACUGCUCAGCUCGGGUUUUCCUUCCGUGCCGCCUCCUGCUCAGGCGCGAGUCGACGAGGUCUGUGUCCCCUCCCCGGGGCCAGCAUCUCUCUUGGCCCCCCCCCCCGCCUCCGGGUGCCCCGUGUCGCCUCUGGGGGCCCCCACGUCUCCCCCAGGUCCCCUCCCCAGGGCCGACGCUUCUCCAGGCACCCAUGUGGGUCCCCCCCCCCCGUGUCCCCUCCCCGGGGCCACUGUCUCUGCAGGCAACCGCAUGUGUGUCCCCCACUCCGUGUCACCCCGUGUCUGUCCGUGUCCCCCCCCCCUCCAGGGGACCGGCAUCUCUCUGGGCAACCCCACGCGUUCGCCCCGGUCCCCCCUGUCCCGGCGUCUCCCCAGGCGCCUGCAUGUGUCCCCCAGGUUCCCCGCGUCCCCCCCCCCUCCAGGGCCAGACUCUCUCCAGGUGACUGCGUGUGUCGUCCCCCCCCAGGUCCCCUGUCCCCAUCUCUCUCCGGGUCCCCCUGUCCCCUCCCUGGGGGUGGCAUCUCUCCGGGCGUCUGCGUUUGUCCCCAGGCGAUGGCACGUGUCCCCUCCCUGCGCUGCCCAGGUGCCCCCCCCUUGUCCCCCACUCCCCCUGCCCUGGCAGAAAGGGGGGGGCAGAGUUGAGCCUAUCUGUAGCCCCCCCCCCCCCCCGGGGUUUAAAGGCUGAACCUCCCCUAAGGAGCAGUUCCUCUUCGUUAGCCCCCUCCUUCGUUAGCCCCCCCGGGGCUGUCCUUGGGGUGGGGGGACACACACGUGUUACCCUGGGGGGGACACGGAGACCCCCUGGAAGCAGCUGGGCAGGGGUGGACCCAGCGUCCUGGCUGGGUGGUUUGGGGAGGGGGGGUGCGGGUUGGAAUCCCACCUCUGCGGGGGGGGUCCAGACUUGGGGGGACACACAGGGACCCCCCCCCAGCCCUGGCUCCACACCUCCCCACCCCCCCCAGGCCUUUGCACCGGCUUUACUCCAAGCCCCAAAGGGGGAAACUGAGGCACCGUGUGGCAGCUCCCCCCCUGUGCAGACUGGGGGGGGGGGCUGGGAGGGAACCCAGGCGUCUGCCCCCCCAACCCCCCCGGCAGCCCCCCAACAGGUCUCCUGACGUUCGGUCAAGUGCCUUACCCGCUGCCCGGCCCCCGGGCUCCGAUCGCGUCUCCACUAUCUCACCGCUCCGUGCCAAACCGCCCCGGCCCCCCCCUCCGCCACCGCCCCAGCCUGGGGGGGGGGGAGCAGGGACCCCCACACCCCUCCUCUCACGCCACCCUCACCCUGGACGCCUGGGUUCUUCCCCCCCCAUCCCUCUGCUUUUCCCCGUGCCUCAGUUUCCCCCCUCCUGUUCCCCUGUGUGAUGAGUUGUUCCGGUCUCAGCCCUGCAAGGGGGUCCCUACUGUGCUCUCCCCCCCCCCCCCCCCCCCCCCAGCCUCAUGGGUGCUUGGCGAGCCCAGCCCCCCCCACCCUGGCAGGGUUGGCCUUUUUUUCUUUCCCCUUUUUCUUCUUUUUUUUCCAACCCAAAAGCCGUACGGACGAGGGGAGCGCGCGGCGGUGUCUCGGCAGCAUGGAACCCCCCCCAAAACCCCCUCCCCCCGGGCUUGCGCUUCCCCUUUCCCCCCCCCCUUCCCCCGUGCCCCCCUUUACCCCCCCGGGGGGGGGCCCGCCAGUGUCUGUCCCGUGUUAUGAAGUGCCAAGACGCCCGUUCCCGGUGCCCCCCCCGCCGCCCCCCCCCCCC